CAGUAGAAAAGCAGCGGGGAUAACAAGCCUGCGAAGCGCAACAAAGCUGAAAUGAACCCCUUCCGUCUUUCACAAGGUUUCAAGACAGACUGUCACGAGUCUUUCAUGGUUUGAUGUCUCUCAGUCCUCACUUCAACUUCUCUAUCUUCUUGCGUUUUCGUAAAGUUGCCAUCUAUCUGUCUGCUUGCAUGCCUUCUUCCUGUGCCAUGCUUCAUGCUACAGAAUAAAGGCUAGAACCACAGAAGCCAACACCACUCCUUACUGCUAAUCCAACUCUGUCCACCACUCUUUCCCCCAUCCACACUACUAGGACACCGCUUUAUCUCUGCAGUUCCUUGUGUUUGAACAUUACGCACCAUUGAACUGCAAGAGAGGUUGAGGCAAGAUGGCCAGCACUACCCCUCAAGAUCGAUUGAACAAAUUGUUCUCCAACCAAGCGCUUCCACCUGCUCCAACUCUUGGUCAACCUCACUUCUCCGAAAAAGAGCUCGAACUAAGAGAAGCGAGAGACCAACAGUAUGGGAAGGUCCCUGCAACUGUUCAAUAUCCAAGAGAGGCCAAUGCGGCAAAAAAACAACAACCGCAAAGAGAUAUCCUCAUUCUUACCAGCUCCGACGACGACGACGAUUAUGUCUCCGCCUUCAAGCAGAAGCCUUCCAUGAAAUCCGCUCCGAAGAAAUCACAGCCAAAACCAAGCGCCAGACGUGCACCCAAUGGAAGUGAAAGUUCCAAGGAUGCUGUUCUCGACUCCAAUGAGCCUCUUCGGUACUUCGCGAAGGGGAAGGUCUCCAAGCGCAUAUCUUCGAGGCCCGUGAUGGAAUAUUCUGGCUCUGACAACGAUGAGCUUCCGAAAAAAGACAAGAGAGGGAAUCCGGUCGCAGGACAUUUCUGUCAAUUCAUCCUUGCUGCAAAAUUCCCAUACAAAUACAUGAACGAUGUCAAUGAUCGCGUCUCGCGCCACUUUUUUGCGGGCAAUAAAUUCUACAACCGGACCUGGGAUAUCCACUACCUGCAUCCUCCACUAAGCUUGAGCGCGAAACCGAUCAUCCUCGUUCCACAUGCACAGGUUCAGGAACUCAUUACGGAAAUUGGCCAGGCCUUCAAAAUCCCGGUGUCAGUACCACCAUUCCCGUUUACUCUCACAUUUUACGAGGACGGGACCCCCAAACCUCAAUGUUUGGGCGUGUCAUGCUCCAAGGAAGAAGCCCAAGAGAUACAGAACAACGUUCCUGGCGUUCCCCCUGACCACGGUGAAUGCCCAGAUGAUGCCUCAAAUGAAACCAAACAGCUCUUUGAAGACUUCAAGCACAAGUGCCAAUCUGCCAUCGUGGCGGUGGGCAAGAGCAAAGGCGGACGAGGCAAAAAGAAGGGAGCAGAUGACCGUUUGAUUGCAAUAAGAGAUUGGUAUGUGCAGUUGAGAAGAGCUCAGCGCUACAUGGGCUUGCGUCAGAAGACUGGCCAGAUUCAAUACCCAGACCCAAGCUUGCCAUGGGAUGCACAGGAGCAAUUCCGCCUGCAACAGCUGAAGAGCGCCCAUUUUAUUUUGGAUCCGCUCGACCUCAGUGCUCCAGCUCCAUACCCUUUUGAAGCAGAAACAGUUAUCAUUGCGGUUGAUAUCGAGGCAUAUGAAAGAGCACACAACCUGAUCACAGAGAUUGGUAUCAGCACUCUGGACACACUCGACCUUGUCAACAUGCCUCCAGGUCCAAACGGUAAGAAUUGGACGGACCAAAUCCGUUCUCGACACUUCAGAAUCAGUGGGAGAGAGCAUCUAGUCAACAAAGAUUUCUGCAUUGGAGAUCCGACUUCAUUCCAAUUUGGCAAGUCAGAAUGGGUCGACCUCAAAGAUUCCGGAACCAAAGUGGACAGCUGCUUUGAGUGGCCUUUCUCUGUGGAUUACAAACACCCUAGCCUGGUAGAUCCCUGGAGCGUCGAGCCAGCAAACCCCGUAAAAGAGAACGACGUCUGCGAAACAACUUCUAGCGAUUUUGGAGGGGUCAGCACGGGCCCGACUAACGCUGAACAAGAGGCUGCGAACAGAGCAGCUGUUACCAGCGUAUUGUAUGGUAUUGGUGAUCAGGAAGCCAUCAAACAUGCUGUCACACUUGCCAAAACAAAAGGGCCAGGCCCAGAAGCUCUGCAGCGUGGACCAAAGGAGCGUAAAAUUAUUCUGGUCGGGCACGAUAUUGCGAAUGAGCUCGCGUACUUAAAAGAUCUCGGAUCCAAAAUCUUCACACCCUCUCGAGCCACCUAUCCCAUUGCCGCCAUGGAUAUUAUGGCCAAUGGAGAAGACUGUUCCCAAACAUUGGCCUCCAUCAUCGAUGCACUUGACACGGCACCAUUGUAUCGGAUACUGAAGGAAGAGACCCAGAACCGUAACCUUGCUUCGGUUUUGGGAGACUUAGGCCUUCCAUGCUACUUCCCUCACAACGGCGGGAAUGACGCACGAUAUACACUGGAAGCGCUGGUAGCAAUGCUGAUCAAGGCACGAUUGAAUCACGAUAAGGAGCAGAAGAAAGAUGAAGAAGCAGAAAGAUGGCACAAAUCGGUGCGGAACGACAGUUGUAAUCAAGGCCUGGCUGCGAAUGACGACCCUUCGGCUACGUCUGGCAACUCAGGACAGCCAUACACUCCAGACGGUGGCCAGCGGAAGACAGAAAAUCUCGAUGCUUUUAAGGCUGCCACCCUGGCUUCUUCAGGGUCUGGAGUAUCCCCUCGACGCCAGAGAGACGAGGAUAUUGUUACUGUUGUGGAAAGAUUGAAGUUGGACCCGACCAUCGAUGAGGAAUACCCAAAGCUUCGCUUCCACUAGGUACUGGGUGGCAACUGAUGAAGCUGUCAUGUGGCCACAGCCUUGGAGGCUAGAUGCAUUGCUUGACUCAGCUCUCCUUUCAUUCUUUCGGGCUUUUUGAUGGAUCUGGAAUGCGCGGAGAUUCAACGAUGGGGGGAUGGCGGACUCUCAUCAUGAAGCUAUUUUUCCGCGUUACGAAGGUCACCAUUACAACUGGACUUGCGAAUUAUCAGGACGGCACAAAAUCAGCAGAGCUGAACGGCGCCGUUAGUGGGAUCGAAGGGACCUGAAGGCCCGCUCUAUUUUAUUGCUCUAGGGGAUUGUUCAGCGACGUCAGCUUCAUCGCAAACCCGGAUCGUGCUGUACCAACAGAGAAGACCUAG
Molecule: messenger RNA, 3174 nt
Organism: Cladophialophora immunda
Lineage: Eukaryota; Fungi; Ascomycota; Eurotiomycetes; Chaetothyriales; Herpotrichiellaceae
Exons: 2
Coding region: 386-2812 (808 amino acids)
Cellular component (GO): nucleus
Molecular function (GO): nucleic acid binding
Source: RefSeq, a predicted model, not a curated record